GGCUCCGGCCACCCCUGGAUGAGCACCAUGAGGCUGCUGCUGCUCGCCCUCCUCUUCUCCUCCUCCUUCGCCCGAGCCGGCUGCGACCCCAAGAUCGUCAACAUCGGCGCGGUGCUGAGCACCAAGAAGCACGAGCAGAUCUUCCGCGAGGCGGUGAACCAAGCCAACAAGCGGCACGGCACCUGGAAGCUGCAGCUCAACGCCACCUCGGUCACGCACAAGCCCAACGCCAUCCAGAUGGCCCUCUCCGUCUGCGAGGACCUCAUCUCCAGCCAGGUCUAUGCAAUAUUAGUUAGCCACCCUCCUGCUCCCAACGAUCACCUCACACCAACACCCGUAUCAUACACAGCUGGCUUCUACCGGAUCCCAGUCAUUGGUCUGACAACACGCAUGUCUAUCUAUUCUGAUAAGAGCAUCCACCUGUCCUUCUUGCGCACAGUCCCACCAUACUCUCACCAGGCCAACGUCUGGUUUGAGAUGAUGAGAGUCUUCAACUGGAACCACGUCAUUCUGAUAGUCAGCGACGACCACGAGGGUCGUGCUGCACAGAAGAAGCUGGAGACCCUCUUGGAGGAGAGAGAGUCCAAGAGUAAAAAAAGGAACUAUGAAAACCUCGACCAACUUUCCUAUGACAACAAGCGAGGACCCAAGGCUGAGAAAGUGCUUCAGUUUGACCCUGGAACCAAAAACGUGACAUCGCUGCUGCUGGAGGCCAAGGAGCUGGAGGCUCGUGUCAUCAUCCUUUCUGCCAGUGAGGACGAUGCAGCCACGGUGUACCGGUCAGCAGCCGUGCUCAACAUGACGGGCUCCGGCUACGUCUGGCUGGUGGGGGAGCGGGAGAUCUCGGGCAAUGCCCUGCGAUACGCCCCUGAUGGAGUCAUCGGUUUGCAGCUCAUCAACGGGAAGAACGAGUCAGCCCACAUCAGCGACGCCGUGGCCGUGGUGGCACAGGCUGUGCACGACCUGUUUGAGAAGGAGAACAUCACAGACCCACCACGGGGCUGCGUGGGCAACACCAACAUCUGGAAGACAGGACCCCUUUUCAAGAGGGUGCUGAUGUCCUCCAAGUACUCUGAGGGUGUCACUGGACGGGUGGAGUUCAAUGAAGAUGGGGACAGGAAGUUUGCCAACUACAGCAUCAUGAACCUGCAGAAUCGGAAACUGGUCCAAGUUGGGAUUUACAAUGGCAGCCACGUCUUGACCAACGACCGGAAGAUCAUCUGGCCAGGGGGAGAAACUGAGAAACCUCAAGGCUAUCAGAUGUCAACCAAGUUGAAGAUCGUGACAAUCCACCAAGAGCCCUUUGUGUAUGUGAAGCCCACGCAAGCAGAUGGGACAUGCAGGGAGGAAUUCACCAUCAAUGGAGAUCCUGUGAAAAAGGUCUUUUGCACUGGACCCAAUGAGACCAUCCCAGGCCGCCCCACCGUGGCUCUGUGCUGCUACGGCUUCUGCAUCGACCUGCUCAUCCGGCUGGCAGGAGUGAUGAACUUCACCUAUGAGGUUCACCUGGUGGCUGAUGGUAAAUUUGGUACCCAAGAGCGGGUUAACAACAGCAACAAGAAGGAGUGGAACGGAAUGAUGGGAGAGCUGCUGAGUGGCCAAGCUGACAUGAUCGUGGCUCCCCUCACCAUCAACAACGAGCGGGCGCAGUACAUUGAGUUCUCCAAGCCCUUCAAGUACCAGGGACUCACCAUCCUUGUGAAGAAGGAAAUCCCCCGCAGCACCCUGGACUCGUUCAUGCAGCCUUUCCAGAGCACACUGUGGCUGCUGGUGGGACUGUCCGUGCACGUGGUGGCUGUGAUGUUGUACCUCCUAGACAGAUUCAGCCCAUUUGGGCGGUUCAAAGUGAACAGUGAGGAGGAGGAGGAAGAUGCCCUGACCCUGUCCUCAGCCAUGUGGUUCUCCUGGGGAGUCCUGCUGAACUCUGGCAUUGGAGAAGGUGCUCCCCGGAGCUUCUCUGCCCGUAUUCUUGGCAUGGUGUGGGCUGGCUUCGCCAUGAUCAUUGUGGCUUCAUACACUGCCAACCUGGCAGCCUUCCUGGUGUUGGACAGGCCUGAGGAGAGAAUUACGGGCAUCAAUGACCCCCGGCUGCGCAACCCCUCGGAUAAGUUCAUCUAUGCCACGGUGAAGCAGAGCUCAGUGGACAUCUACUUCAGACGGCAGGUGGAGCUGAGCACCAUGUACCGGCACAUGGAGAAGCACAACUACGAGAGCGCUGCCGAAGCCAUCCAGGCAGUGAGGGACAACAAGCUCCACGCCUUCAUCUGGGACUCGGCAGUGCUGGAGUUUGAAGCCUCCCAGAAGUGUGACCUGGUGACAACAGGGGAGCUUUUCUUCCGCUCUGGCUUUGGGAUCGGGAUGCGCAAGGACAGCCCAUGGAAGCAGAACGUCUCUCUGGCCAUCCUCAAGUCCCAUGAGAACGGCUUCAUGGAGGAUUUGGACAAGACUUGGGUGAGGUAUCAGGAGUGUGAUUCCCGUAGCAAUGCCCCAGCAACACUCACCUUUGAAAAUAUGGCAGGUGUGUUUAUGCUGGUGGCUGGAGGUAUUGUUGCCGGGAUAUUUUUAAUAUUCAUAGAAAUAGCUUACAAAAGGCAUAAGGACGCGCGGAGGAAGCAGAUGCAGCUGGCGUUUGCGGCCGUUAAUGUGUGGAGGAAAAACCUGCAGGAUAGAAAAAGUGGUAGAGCAGAACCUGACCCUAAAAAGAAAGCCACUUUUAGGUCCAUCACCUCUACCCUGGCCUCCAGCUUCAAGAGACGUAGGUCCUCCAAGGAUACGCAGUAUCAUCCCACCGACAUUACUGGCCAGCUCAACCUCUCUGACCCCUCAGUCAGCACUGUGGUGUGACCUUCUCCCCGAGGGCCAUCAGUCCUUGCCCAACACAGUAGGAAGGCACAGCCAGGACUGCCUUUCCAGGGACACUGAUGGGUUCUUCUGGGUGAGAUGGGAGAAAAACAUCCUUCAUCCAUACACGGUGACUUCAUUGUAUAUCUCCCUCCCUUCCCAGGCCUGCUGCCACUCCCAUGCCCCAGGACACACGGCAGAACCAGGACACGGUUUGGACUUCCCUGUACAGAGAUAACUGCUUCCAACCAGUGCUGUUGAUAACUGGUAUUGCCACUGACUGGUGACGUGCAAGGGGAAAGGACUUUGAAAGGCACAUAGUGUCUGCUCUCCCACAGCAGCGGGGAAGAGCUGGGGCCAGAAUACAAACACAUGCUUCACUUUGCAGACUUCAGGCAUUGCAGCACACACACAGCUCCUCAGACAUGUGCUUCACGUCUCCCACCAUCCCGGAGGGCUCCAGUGGUCCGAAGCAGCUGGAGCAGCUGGCACGGCUCAGCAGGUUGGGCCAAAUGUUCCUGCUGUGCCAAGGGACCCUUGUUGUGCAGCAGGGAUGAAAGGUGUGUGCUCUCCUCCUCACAGGAUGGACCUCACUCCCACCAGCCCGUGGCUGUGGCUUGGCUCCUCUGUGUGGCCUGUGUGAAGCAGGAGUCCUCCCAGCCCUGCAGCCCACACUCCUCUGCUAAACCUGGUGCCUGGACCUCAUUAACAGGCUGUCAGCCAACACCCUGGCUUCCCACCUCUCCUGAUAAAAGACAUCCCCAGGACCUGGCCAUGGGCAGCAUGUAGCUCUCUCACCCUCACUGUGGCUCUCCUGGCCAGGAACAGCACGACAGGGAACGGCUCUGGAUGGUUGCACUGACCUUCAGCCAAGCUCCACACUGCCUCAGCACCAGCAAUGCAAGGAGAGAUGCUGCUGGCCAGUAGUGGUUUGCUGUGUGCUGUGGUGGCCACAGUGGCCACCCAGCCUGCCCACAACAGGCCCUGGCAGCUUCCCUGCCAUGUGCACCUGCAGCUCAAGCUCAGCAGCAGCUCCCACGGCAGCCCUGAAGACCUAGCUCAUGUGGCUGCAUCUGCCCAGACCUGGAGACAUGGAAACUGGAUCCCAGUUCAGGAGAAGGGAACCAAACAAGACAUGCUGGUGCCCUUCCUCCCCACACCUUCCUCCCCACCAGCACACAUGCCCACCUGCCAGUGUCCCCAAGCCCCCUCCCCAUGGGUGCUGUGAGCAAGUGUGGAGGCACCAGCCAGGCUGGUGAUGAGCAGCAGAGCAUGGGCAGCAUCACUUCCCACCUCCUGCUAAGGUGGAAAACCCACCUGCAACGUAGUACCAAGCCCCAGUGGCAUGAACUGCCUUCUCCUUGCCCCAGCUGAGCAGAGGGGGCUUCCCUGGAGGGUUGACAGCCCUCACAGGCAGGAUUUUCAGGUGGCAGCUAAGGUCUGUGAGCAUCAUCCCACUGACUGCAGUGGCUCCAUCAAGUUCAUCCUGCUCCAGCUGAGAAAUUGGACCCAUUCUACUUUAUACGUCAAUGUAACAUGAAUAUCAAGUUUUUGCAAGAGCUCAGUAAAGUCUAAACUGGAUUGUGAAGUGGUUUA
Molecule: messenger RNA, 4437 nt
Organism: Apus apus (common swift)
Lineage: Eukaryota; Metazoa; Chordata; Aves; Apodiformes; Apodidae
Gene: GRIN1
Product: glutamate ionotropic receptor NMDA type subunit 1
Exons: 21
Coding region: 19-2844 (941 amino acids)
Biological process (GO): ionotropic glutamate receptor signaling pathway; monoatomic ion transport; chemical synaptic transmission
Cellular component (GO): plasma membrane; synapse; neuron projection
Molecular function (GO): NMDA glutamate receptor activity
Source: RefSeq, a predicted model, not a curated record